AUGAGUGACCAGUUUAUUUCAACGUGUACUUUUAUAUGGGCAUCUGUCUGUGGGGAAAGGCUUUCUGGGCUUUCUGGCCUAGUGUUGCAGUACCUCUUCUUUCCUCCGGGCAUGUUUUUCCGCAAACCUCGGCUUAGCGCAGAAGUGUGUUAUUAUUUCCAAGUAAGGAGUUUUGUAUCAAAAAUUAUCUGUAAAUGUAAUUUUGUGCAACUAGUUUUCCUUAAAUAAAACAACAUAAAAUAAAACAUCUUGAUGUGGGCGGGGCUUUCGCUGUGGGAGGGCCUUCCUCGUUCCCCCAUCCGGAUGUCGUGUCCUUAGUGGAGUUGGACCCAUGUUUAUACAGUCUUUAGUUUAUACACUCUUUAGUUUUGUCUUCCAGGACCAACCAGGUGAAAUGGACGACAUUGAGUUGCUUUUAUCCUUGAGAAAGUAAGAAAAUAGUUGCUUCAGGGUCUUGUUGUUCCACAGUGUAACUCUGCUGGCUGAAGAAAUUCGAUUUCUUUAAGAUGGAGGCUGGUAGAAAUCUCUGGAUGGACGCCCUCCUCUGAAAGCCUUCCUCCGGCCUCCUCCUCCCAACCCCUCCUCCUCUUCCCACCUCUUGCUCCACCUCACCUCCCCUCCUCCCAGCUCCUCCUUCUCCACCUCCUCCUUCUCCCACAUCCACCUCCACCUCCACCUCCACCUCCACCUCCACCUCCACCUCCACCUCCACCUCCACCCCACUCCUGCUCCUCCUGUGAUGCUCCCUGGCGGCUAGACCAUGUUCUUAAAACGAGGUUCUAUGAUCAUCUGCGGCGCGUUCCUCUUCGUCUCAUGGAACGCCGUCCUGGUUCUGGUCCUGCUGGGCCGGACCCCCCCCAUCACCCCCGGUGCUGGGGGGGGUCCGGGAGGGGACGAGGCGGCAGUGGAGCUCGCCGCCCAGGGGGAGGGGGAGCUAGGGGACGUGGUGGCGGACGUGCUGCGCAUGGCGGACACCUUUGAGAAGAGGCUGGAGGAGCAGAAGAAGAUCCUGCGAGUCAUCCAGAGCCACCGCUCACUGUGGGGAGGGGGCGGACCGCCGCAGGCCACACCCCCCCUCCCCGACGACGACGGGGCCGCCAUCCCCGUGCUGGUCAUGGCGUGCAACAGACCCACGGUGAAGCGCUGCCUGGACAAGCUGCUGGAGUACCGCCCCUCCGCACAGCGGCAUCCCAUAAUAGUCAGCCAGGACUGUGGACACGUGGAGACGGCGGAGGUCAUCCGUUCCUACGGCAACCAGGUGACUCACCUGCAGCAGCCCGACCUGUCGGACGUCGCGGUGCGGUCCGAGCACAGGAAGUUCCAAGGCUACUACAAGAUCUCCCGCCACUACCGCUGGGCGUUGAGCCAGGUCCUCCGCACCAGCGGACACAAAGCCGUCAUCAUCGUAGAGGACGACCUGGAGGUGGCGCCAGACUUCUUUGAGUACUUCGAGGCGCUGUAUCCGCUCCUGCGGAGCGACCCCAGCCUGUGGUGUGUGUCGGCCUGGAACGACAACGGGCGGGAGGGCUACGUGGACCCGGGCCAGGCCGCGCGGCUGUACAGGACAGACUUCUUCCCGGGGCUGGGCUGGAUGAUGCUCGGGCAGCUCUGGGACGAACUGGAGCCCAAGUGGCCCGCCGCCUUCUGGGACGACUGGAUGCGUCAGCCGGAGCAGCGCCGCGACCGGGCCUGCAUCCGGCCGGAGAUCUCCCGGACGAUGACCUUUGGUCGUAAAGGAGUGAGUCUGGGCCAGUUCUACGACAGCUACCUCCGCUUCAUCAAGCUGAACUCCCAGUUUGUCCCCUUCACCACCCUGGACCUGGCCUACCUGCAGAAGGACGCCUAUAGCGCACACUUUGAGAAGGAGGUGUACGCCGCGCCGCUGGUCAGCUACGAGACGCUGAAGCAGGGUCAGGGGACCGGGCCGGGGCCUUUCCGCCUGCAGUACUCCAGCAAGGAGAGCUUCAAGUGGCUGGCCCGGAGCCUGGGGGUCAUGGAGGACCUCAAGUCCGGAGUACCCAGGACGGGCUACAGGGGUGUGGUCAGCUUUAUGACGCGAGGGCAGAGGGUCUACCUGGCCCCGCCCCCUGGGUGGAGCCAGUAUGACCCAACAUGGAGCUGAGCACAGAGUUGGGGCGGGGCUUAGACCAAAGAACAGUGGUAUGAACUCUAAUCUGAUUUGUUAGAUCUCUGAUGUUUGGUGUUUUUUGGGGGGGUGAAUAGAGAAAACGUUCAUCUCUGGUGCCAAAACCACUUGUGAAUUCUUCAUGAUGUUAAAAUAGUUUUACGAUUACCAAGUGGCCUUCUACUCUGCUAAUGGUGCACAAGUGAAUCAAUGCAUGAAAUGCCAUGGCCUUUGUGACUGUAAAUUAUAGGAAAUAUUUGAGAGAUUACAUGCACUUGUACAAAUGUGUUUAGUUUAUGUUUUCGGUUGCUAAUGGUGAUAGGAUUCGGCAUAUAACUGUUAAAAUGUAAUCAUACAAUCUAAUUGUUCUUGUUUUAAAUCUCCUGUUCAUACUUUAGCUCUUUAAUUUACCAAAAAGUUGACACUUUAUGCUGUUAUUGCUGUGCAAUGCAAAAUAUGUAUGUGGCCUUUAUUUUUCUUUAAAUACAAUUACAACAUAAUUUGUAUUUUCUGUUCUAAUUGUUGAUGACCUGGUUAACCGUGAUGCAGAGUCGAUCUUUUGUCGGGAGGGGUAGGGUUUAACUACGGAAGCCUCCCUCGAUCAUUCUGCUGUUUACUUUUUAAAUUUGAGUCAUGGCUAGGGGGCUAGCUGGUCGAGCUAACAUAUUUAAGUCAUCGCAGGUGUGAGAUGGAGGACUGGAUCCAUCUAAUAAAGGGACACUUCGAUUGGCAUUCGCCUACUUACUACACUUACCAGCUUUUAUUACAAUCCAACAUAUACAACUUGGUGAUAAUGCGUUAGUAUAUAACGAGUGGACCCACUAGCCUAGCACAUCUACCUCGUACUUUCGGUUUAUUUUAAAAUCGUAUCCAAUUCAUUUGGUUUUUAUUGGCCUUCCAGUAAAAUAUAUUAAUAGAUU
Gadus chalcogrammus (walleye pollock) is the source of this 3045-nucleotide messenger RNA. It is a transcript of the gene mgat1a, whose product is annotated as alpha-1,3-mannosyl-glycoprotein 2-beta-N-acetylglucosaminyltransferase a. NCBI's taxonomy places the organism in Eukaryota, Metazoa, Chordata, Actinopteri, Gadiformes, Gadidae. The coding region runs from base 761 to 2122 and encodes 453 amino acids. The transcript has 3 exons. Gene Ontology annotation, biological process: protein N-linked glycosylation. The record is from RefSeq and is a predicted model, not a curated record. Gene Ontology annotation, cellular component: Golgi apparatus. Gene Ontology annotation, molecular function: alpha-1,3-mannosylglycoprotein 2-beta-N-acetylglucosaminyltransferase activity.